Molecule: messenger RNA, 7149 nt
Organism: Lates calcarifer (barramundi perch)
Lineage: Eukaryota; Metazoa; Chordata; Actinopteri; Centropomidae
Gene: prkcbb
Product: protein kinase C, beta b
Exons: 20
Coding region: 492-2534 (680 amino acids)
Biological process (GO): protein phosphorylation
Molecular function (GO): ATP binding; diacylglycerol-dependent serine/threonine kinase activity; zinc ion binding
Source: RefSeq, a predicted model, not a curated record
CCACUGUGAGAAAGGUCUGCUUGCAGGACUCUGCCUCUUUCAUGAUGGAUACUGUAAUAUAGCAUUGAUGAAAAAUGAUUGGACCAGUUGGGGCUGUCCUAAAAUGAGAUUCUGUGGCCUUAAAACAGGCGCAGAUGAUGAUCCUCCAAAAUCCCUUUCAAAGCAAAAGUCUUAAGAUGAGUCAGAACUGAGCAACUGUGCUUUCUUUCAUUGCCAGCACUCAGACCCGACUACUCAGAGCGCUCAGAAGAAAAGGAGGAAGCGGAGUGAGAGCAGCGCUGUGGCAGUCCAUCUACUCAGCGGAAGGACAAGAUAACCAAUACCCUAGCAAACUACUGAAAACUAAUCAUCAACAAGUCUGCAACUCCUCUACUCGGAGCAACACACGAUAGACGACUUUGGUCACCUUAGAAACGCCGUUUUUUUUGCACCAACAACUCCCGUUGGUUAAUUAGAGUAAACAUAAAGACAGCUGCACAGAUAGUCGGAGAAUGGCAGACUCGGCGGCGGCCAACAGCGACGGGGAGGACGGACCCCGCCAGCCCAUGCGAGGCUUCGCGCGCCAGGGAGCCCUCCGCCAGAAGAACGUGCACGAGGUGAAGGACCACAAAUUCAUCGCGCGCUUCUUCAAGCAGCCCACCUUCUGCAGCCACUGCACCGACUUCAUCUGGGGUUUUGGCAAGCAGGGAUUCCAGUGUCAGGUGUGUUGUUUCGUGGUUCACAAACGCUGCCAUGAGUUUGUCACUUUCUCCUGUCCAGGAGCUGAUAAAGGACCUGCAUCAGAUGACCCGAGGGCUAAACAUAAGUUUAAGAUCCACACCUACUCCAGCCCGACCUUCUGUGACCACUGUGGUUCUCUCCUCUAUGGCCUCAUACACCAGGGCAUGAGAUGUGACCACUGUAUGAUGAACAUCCAUAAGCGCUGUGUGGCCAAUGUGCCAAGCCUGUGUGGGACAGACCAUACUGAGAGGAGAGGUCGCAUCCAGAUCACAGCUGAGGUCAAGACUAAUGUACUCACUGUUACCAUCAAAGAGGCUAGGAAUCUGGUUCCCAUGGACCCCAAUGGUCUCUCAGACCCCUAUGUGAAGCUUAAACUGAUUCCAGAUCCCCGCAGCGAGAGUAAACAGAAGACCAAGACCAUAAAGUGCUGCCUCAACCCCACCUGGAAUGAGACCUUUAAAUUCCACCUGAAGGAGUAUGAUAAGGACCGCCGUCUGUCGGUCGAGGUGUGGGACUGGGACCUGACCAGCCGCAACGACUUCAUGGGAUCACUGUCGUUCGGCAUCUCGGAGCUCCAGAAGCAAGGAGUGGAUGGAUGGUUUAAGCUGCUCUCCCAGGAGGAAGGCGAGUACUUCAAUGUUCCUGUUGCUCCGGAGGGGGAGGAGGGCAAUGAGGAGCUACGGCAGAAAUUUGAGAGAGCUAAGAUUGGUCCAGGCAAGAACACAGAAGGCAAGUCGGCCAAUGCUGCAUCCCGCUUCGACUCCAAUGGCAACCAAGAUCGCAUGAAGCUGUCUGACUUUAACUUCCUGAUGGUGUUGGGAAAGGGCAGCUUCGGCAAGGUGAUGCUGGCAGAGCGUAAAGGAACAGACGAUCUGUACGCUAUAAAGAUCCUGAAGAAGGACGUUGUGAUUCAGGAUGAUGACGUGGAGUGCACCAUGGUGGAGAAGAGAGUGUUAGCGCUGGCUGGAAAGCCCCCGUUCUUAACACAGCUGCACUCCACCUUCCAGACUAUGGACCGUUUGUAUUUUGUCAUGGAGUACAUAAACGGUGGAGAUCUCAUGUAUCAGAUUCAGCAAGUCGGCAAGUUCAAAGAGCCCCAUGCUGUAUUCUAUGCUGCAGAGAUAGCCAUUGGUCUGUUCUUCCUACAUCAAAAGGGCAUCAUCUACAGAGACCUGAAGCUGGACAAUGUGAUGCUGGACUGCGAGGGCCACAUUAAGAUAGCAGACUUUGGUAUGUGUAAAGAAAAUAUGAAUGAUGGAGUCACCACCAAGACCUUCUGUGGAACACCAGACUACAUAGCUCCUGAGAUCAUAGCCUACCAACCUUAUGGUAAAUCCGUGGACUGGUGGGCCUUUGGAGUAUUGCUGUAUGAGAUGCUCGCUGGACAGCCUCCAUUUGAUGGUGAGGAUGAGGAUGAGUUGUUCCAGUCCAUCAUGGAGCAUCACGUCUCUUAUCCCAAGUCAAUGUCUAAGGAGGCUGUCGCUAUCUGUAAAGGGCUGAUGACGAAGCAUCCAGCGAAACGACUGGGCUGUGGUCCGGAGGGGGAGAGAGAUAUCAGGGAGCACAGCUUCUUCCGCUACAUGGACUGGGAGAAACUGGAGAACAAGGAGGUGCAGCCGCCAUUCAAACCCAGAGCCUGUGGACGGGAUGCCGAGAACUUUGACCGUUUUUUCACACGCCACCCACCAGUGCUGACCCCUCCCGAUGAGGAAGUGAUUCAGAACCUGGACCAGGACGAGUUCCAGGGAUUCUCCUUUAUCAACCCAGAGUUCCCAGGAACUGCUGCUACCACCCCUGCUGCCGAACAGGCUUGAUUUCAGCUCAUGCACGGACACAUGGACACACUCACAUAAACACAUACAAAAUCAUUUCUGUACCUUGGAAUAUACACGUACACACUUACAGUUAUAUCAACUUAAAAUGUCCCAGAAAUUGUUUGUGCUGUCACAGUCCUUGAGAAGCCACAACAAAAACAGACACACACAUAUAGGUUAAUACGUAAUACACAUACAUUUGUUGUUCACACUGUUGCAACCCGGGCGCUGCCCUGGCCUCAUCUUGGGGUCGAUCUGCAGCAUAAGAGAAAAUAAUUUUAAAGUUUGAAAUUUUGGAAAAUGUACAAUACAUUUACUUUGAUACCACUCUCUAGCUCUCUAUCUUAGCAUAAAGACUGGAAACAGCCAGUCUGGCUCUGUCCAAAGGUAACAAAAUUUGCCUAUUAGCACCUCUAAAGAUCAUUUUCAAUCAUUUCUUUAAUCCAUACAAAAAUUGAAGUGUAAAAAUGACAAUUCACUAUUUUACAGGGGACCUAUGUGGCGUAGUCUCCACUCGUUGCAUUUUCUAUUUAUUUUUAUGUUCCAGUUUUUGUACAGAUUAAAUAUAUAACGUAAACAUAUAACGUAUUAAUUACUGGACUUUGGUCCAGUGCCGGGCUGGCUGUUUCCCCAUUUCCAGUCUUUGUGCUAAGCUAAGUUAGCUAGCUGCUGGUGGUGGCUUCAAGUUAGCAACAUAUAACAGACAGUACCACAUGAGCUUCUUGUGAACAUUGCUUUUGCGAAGUCUACUGCUAAAAGCCAAUGUAUUUAAAUAUUGUGCAUGAAGCUAGAUAACAUUUCAAGGGAAACAAGAAGCAUGACAACCAGAUUCACCACAAGUUUGUUGAAUCUUUUUGUGAUUUUCAACCUGUGUUACUCAGAGUGUGAACAAAGUGUUUGUGUUUAUUUUAUGUAAUCAAAAUCAGAAUAAGAAAUUCACAGUGACCCUUAACAGCUCAUAAAAUGUCAAAUUUACAAUGAGCAACAAAAAUGUUUGGAUUUUUUGCAUCGUUGAGGAGUAAUUACACCGACACAAAUGCAGUAAAUUUACAACCUAAUUACACAAGUCAUAGUUUCUCCAGAAUACACAAAUACACAAAUGCAUAAUUUCAGAUGUAACAUAGCUUCAGCUUGUGAUUUAACUUCUUUUUUUCAUUCUUUGGCUAUUCCAGCACAUUUUGAGUUAGGCCUGUUAUUCUGAUGUGCUUUUUAUUCAAUGUACAAUAAUAAUAAUAAUAAUAAUAAUAGUGUCUGUUUAUCCUUAUCUUAGCUAAAACUGGAAUGCUUGACAUACUGUGCAUGAGUUUCUAUAUGAAUAAUAGCCAAGGACUUUGUCUUCCAACCACAUUUUAGCAUCUUACCAUCCAUUUUGUGGCUCCUUUUCAUGGUUUUCAAAAGUAUUAAAAAAACAUUGGAGUAUUGUUUUACUAAAUGAGACAAACAUUGUAAGAUCAGAUUUGUGCCACAAAUAUCAGAUCUUCUCUGUGUGUAUUUGCUGAUCAUGAUGGUAAAAUGUUGUUGGGAAACGUAGUCUUUAUAUGGGCUUUGAGUCACUUAAAUAGAUAGAAAAUACUACUACUUACUCUGAUUUUCUGUUAUCUACUAUUUAAGCAAUGAAAGAGACUAGCAGUUAGUUUCUUUGUGUUUUACAAAAGCAUGAUUCCAAUACCUGGGCCUUUGUUUACAGUGUGUGCGUGUGAAUGUGUGUAUGUGAGAGAGAGAGAGAGAGAGAGUGAUUGCGUGCACAUGUAUGUUUUAUAUGUGUGUGAACGAGCACUGUGUAUGAAAAUGCACUUUUGCAUUUGCAUUUGUGUGUGUGUGUGUGUGUGUGUGUGUGUGUGUCCAUACCUGCCCUCCCAGCACGUCGCCUGGCCUUGUGUUUACAUUUGUUUGUGUGGUGAAUGUCAGCAGCCCCUCCUUUAUAUCAAGCAGUAUUGGUAUGAUCCACUUUACUUCCAACUAGCUGCUCCACAACUGGCAGAGAAGAAAAGAAAAGAAAAAAAGGUGUCUUUCUGUAGGGAUGCAUUGAGAUUGAAACAUUUGGGAAAUACUGCUUCAGUAAAUGUCAGUAAUUCAUUCAUAACACCAACCAGUCUUAAAUCUUGAAUCUUGAAUCAGCAUUGAUGUUCAGUAUUGAAAACUCCACCCUGAUGGUGUCUGGAAAGCAGGUUAUAAUUGGAAUUCAGGUUAAGUACCUGAGCAUCUCAAAAAGUUCCCAGGCCUGGGGAAAGUUUCUGUGGUAGGAAAAAAGACCACAAGCAGGAACAGAUCAGCUGACCAGUAUAUCAUGCAGCCCUACUUUUCUGAUCUAGUUUUUUUGUUUAUGUGGGAAAGGAUUUGAGGCUCAACACACUGUGACUGGUCUUUUUCAAGUAGCCUUCAGUAUGCACAAUAACGAUUCCAUCCUAACUACAGCAGCAGUAAAUGUGGACACAGGUUAAAGCUGAGCUUUCUGCAGCAGAAAAAUACUGUGUGUUUGUGUUUGUCUUUUGUUUUCCAUAGUUAGCAAUAAUCAUGUUGACAGCAAGGAAGUAUUGGUACUGGACCAACUGUCAGAAGACUCAGGAUAGGACUGUAAUUGACUUACAUACAAAGGCUAUGAUGUUAUGAAGCUUAUUGGUAGGCAUAUUUAUCUGAGCCAGAGAGAGAGAGAGCUGGCUGUACUUGAGUGCUGUACUGUGUGCAGGCUAACAUUGUCUGGAAGUGCCUGAAGUCCUUCCUCAUAUCACACUCCUCUUCAUCACAGAGGGACAUCAGGGGAGUGUGUUUCUGCAAAGUGGGCACCUGAGCAUUCAGGUUCACUGCUGUUUAUCAAUAGUAGCGACAUGAAGUUUUAUAGCAGUGAUUAAUUGAAGUUUACUACAUGUAUAAGCAGAUGAAGAAGUCAGCUUUGUUCAUUUUUCUAGUACAGUAAGAAUUUGAGGUCUUCCUGGGUCCUUUUGGUUCUGAGGACCCAAAACCUGGGAUCUGAGUCAAACCACAUCCAAAUUAUACUCAGUCCAGUCAACUCAGAUAGGUUGUCAUGUUACUUCCACAGGUCUCAGAUCUGUCAGUAUGGAUCUGAGCAUACAAUCGGCCCUGAUCAUGUGGAAAGAAUAUUCUCUGAAAUCAGUUACAUUAGUUAAAGAUUUACGCUGUUAAAUGACAGUUUGAUUCACAGAUAUUAGAUUCUGUCUGUCUUUUGCCCUGUUGGCUCCAGGAUGUUUUAUUGUUGGUACAAGAUGUGGCUUGGUUUCUAUAAAUUAGUCUUUGAAGCAUAGAAGCAAAUCAUUUUUGAAAUGAGUUCCUGUGAGUUUAUUCAUUAUUACGACGAUAUUCUUAUAUUGCUGCUCUUUUCGACUGCUUGUUCACUGACAGCACAUUAUUCUGCUGCCACUGUUGGUGUUCUCUCUCUGUUUGGGUCAACCACAGUUUGGAUAUUUUGGAUCAGGUCUGACUGUGCUUGGAUCAUAUCUCUGCUAAAAAGUUAAUUUAGGCAUUUCGAUUUUUAUUAGGUUUACCACGGAUCUGUUUCAGAUCAGGUUUGCCAUUUUGGAACUGUGAGGAGGAUCAUCAUCUUAUCAUCUUAUAUGUACUUAUUUAACUUGAACAAAUGACGGUUGUCUGUCAAGCUGAAAGGCAUGGGUGUCACUGUAGUUUCAGGACAUUGUCAUGAAGAUAGUUACUGAUAUCUAAAGUAAAAUACUGAAUCGAAAUGUAAUGGUUAUUUCAGGACUGCUACACUGGUGUUGCAGUCCUCUGUUUGGCUCAAAGAUCUAAUUUCCAAUACACAGUGAAAAAUGUCGUCUACAAUUAGAGUAAAAAAACAUGGAGGAAUUGAAGGUGACGAUAUUUGCAGAAUGCCUUUGAUUCUUGCUGUGGCCUCGUCAUUGAUCUGGUCUCUGUUAAUCGAUGGAACAAAAGUCAUAAGUAACAUCUGGAUAAGGUUGGUCCUGUCUUUGAUCUCUAGUCUUAAACGAUAAACUGCUGAUGAGUUCAGCAGCUGAAGUGCAGUUUUAGUGCUUUCACAUUUCGGUCACAGUUAUGAGUGUGAAAGAAAAUGCAACUGUUCUGUUUUUAUGGCUUGACAACAUAAAGCUUAAUCCACGUCCAUUAUUUGUGUUGUACCUCCAUUGUCGGUAUUUAUUACAUUCAGUGUCUCCUGUACUAUAACAAAAACAAAUACACCUAUAUAUACCUAUACAUAAACAUAUAUAACUGUGUCAAAUGUUGAUAUAUGCAUAUAUUAUACACCAUGUGAUCAGUAUUGUAAAGGACAAGAGGAAUAUAAGUCUUACUGCAGGAUUUGUGUUUUUGUUUCCAUGAGUCCUUCCUGCUGAAGGAGAAGCAAAAUGAAAUCUGCAUGAAAAAUGCUUUUGUUUUACCUUUUUAUUAUUUAGGAUUUAUAUACAUUUAACAUAUUAGGGUGAUCCAUGUUUUCUGUGUCAGCAGUGCUUCAAAGAAGUGAUCCAAGCUACUGUUGUGUGCGCUAUGUGUGAAAAUAAUGAAAUAUAUCUAAAGAAAAAAGGAAAAAAUGCUUCUCACAAUGCUUUCCAUGUGCCAAAAUUUUAUUUAGUUUUUUGUUUUCGUUUUCCAGGAAAAACAGGCAUAUCUAAAAUAAAGGAUUUAAAAGAUA